Messenger RNA from Haliaeetus leucocephalus (bald eagle), 2078 nucleotides. RefSeq names its product Rho-related BTB domain containing 3 (gene RHOBTB3). The transcript is spliced from 12 exons. Gene Ontology annotation, molecular function: GTP binding; ubiquitin protein ligase binding; GTPase activity. Gene Ontology annotation, biological process: proteasome-mediated ubiquitin-dependent protein catabolic process; regulation of proteolysis. NCBI's taxonomy places the organism in Eukaryota, Metazoa, Chordata, Aves, Accipitriformes, Accipitridae. The record is from RefSeq and is a predicted model, not a curated record. Gene Ontology annotation, cellular component: cytoplasm. The coding region runs from base 1 to 1830 and encodes 609 amino acids.
AUGUAUGUGUCGGUUAAUAUUGUAGCCUUCGGGAAUGAAAGAGACAGCUUUUCUGAGGACAAUCAGCAGCCAAGCCUGAUCUGGAGCUAUCUCAGGAGGAGUGCUCUCGUUUCCCGGAUUGACAGCAGUUUGUCUGCCAGUCACGUUGGAAACCCAGUUUUUACCGAAUAUCAAGCCUGCGUGUUUGGAAAUGUCAGGCUGGUGGUACAUGACUGUCCUGUCUGGGAUAUAUUUGACAGUGACUGGUACACAUCUCGCAGUCUCAUUGGAGGAGCUGAUAUUAUUGUGAUUAAAUACUCUGUCAAUGACAAGACUUCAUUCCAAGAACUAAAGGACGGUUAUGUACCAAUGAUAAAAAAGGCCUCAAACCACUGCUCAGUUCCAGUGAUAAUUUCUGCUAUUGGUGCACGAAAAACUGGAGUGUCUUGCACCUGCCCCCUGUGCACUUCGGACAGGAGGAGCUGUGUCACCACCUCCGAGGGAGUUCAGCUUGCCAAGGAACUGGGAGCCACUUACCUCGAACUGCACGCUCUUAAUGACUUCUACGUACAGAAGUACUUUGGAGGAGUGCUGGAAUAUUUUAUGAUCCAAACUUUGAAUCAGAAGUCAUCAGAAAAAAUGAAGAAAAGGAAAAAGACGCAGAAGUGCCAUCGAGUUCAACCACCUCAGCUUGAACAGCCAGAAAAAAUGCCGAUCUUAAAGGGCGAAGCCUCGCACUACGACGCGGACCUGCACAACCUGCUCUGCUGCUGCCAGUGCGCGGACGUGGCGUUCUACCCCGAAGACCUCAGCACGGUGGUGGAGGCUCACAAGAUCAUCCUCUGCUCCGUCAGCCACCUCUUCAUGCUGCUCUUCGAGGUGAAGACCCCCGCCGACAUCCGCGACGCCUCCAUCGUGCGGACGGCGCGGAGCCUCUUCGCCGUGGAGGCGGGGGACCCCUCACCCCCAGCCCCCCGUGGCAUCCCACCCUGCGUCCCGCCGGUGAGGGUGGUGGUGAAGGACUCUGUCUUCUGCUCUUGUCUCCCAGACAUCCUCCACUUCAUUUAUUCAGGUGCUUUCCAGUGGGAACGAUUAGAAGAGGAUAUAAAAAAGAAGUUGAAGGAUCCAGAAAAAACUGAACAUGUGCUUGAGAAAGUUAAAUGUAUCCUGAAAACUCCAGGGAAGGUAAGCACUGUAAAGGACUGCAGAUCUCACCAGAUAAAACGGCUGUAUAAUACUUCUCUCAGGCUGUUCUUUAAUACGCCUGUCCUAGCUGAUGUCAUCUUCAAAAUACAAGGUGCAACUGUACCAGCCCACAGAGCAGUUCUGGUAGCUCGCUGUGAGGUAAUGGCAGCUAUGUUUAAUGGUAAUUAUCUAGAAGCAAAUAGUGUUCUGGUUCCAGUGUAUGGGGUUUCCAAAGACACUUUCCUCUCCUUUCUAGAGUACCUUUAUACCGACUCCUGCUGCCCAGCCAGUAUUCUGCAAGCUAUGUCUCUCUUGAUCUGUGCAGAGAUGUACCAAGUAAUGAGACUCCAGCAUAUUUGUGAGCUUUACAUUAUCACGCAGCUGCAGAGCAUGCCUAGCCGCGAACUGGCAUCCACAAGUCUCAGUAUUGUUAGCUUGCUCAAAAAAGCCAAGUUUCACAAUUCUGAUUGCCUUUCGACUUGGCUGCUUCAUUUCAUUGCCACGAACUACCUCAUCUUCAGUCAAAAGCCUGAAUUUCAAGAUCUUUCAGUGGAGGAGCGCAAUUUUGUAGAGAUGCACAGAUGGCCUUCCAAUUUGUACCUGAAGCAGCUUGCUGAUUACAGGAACUAUGUCCACUCUCAGAAAUGCCAUUGCACAGUAAUGUAAGAAGACUGAACAUGCACAGAGCUCAUCUCGACUGGAAAAUCUCAGACUGGGAAUUAGACGGAGUAUAAAAAUCAUGUAAAGAGCAAAACCAGAUACUGAUCUCCCCUGGAACGCUGUAUGUCAUGCUGUAGUGCACUUACUAACAUUCCUUGCUUUGAUAAUAAAUCACUCUACUUUUUUUUGCUUGAAGCAUUGGGAAAUGUAUCAUGAAGAUUUCUUUCAAGCACAAGGAUUUCACACCUAUGGGG